Molecule: messenger RNA, 714 nt
Organism: Rotaria sp. Silwood1
Lineage: Eukaryota; Metazoa; Rotifera; Eurotatoria; Philodinida; Philodinidae
Source: the annotation of a GenBank genome assembly
AUGAUUUGUACUUACCCGAAAUGUGGAACAACAUGGAUGCAAAAUAUUGUACAUUUGUUAUUGCAUAACGGGGAACCAUUUGCAGCAGGUUGUACAUUAGAUGAUGAGAUGCUAUUUCUUGAAUAUGAUAGUAGGGUAUCUUCUAGCGAUUUGUCCAUAUUAAAAACACAUCUACCAUUAAACAUGUUGAGUUGGAGUGAACAAGCGAAGUACAUUGUAAUCGCUCGCAAUCCUAAAGAUUGUUGUGUUUCAUUUUUUCAUCAUACACGUGGUUAUGUGGAUUAUUAUGAUUAUGCACAUGGUACAUUUGACGAUUAUUUUCCACGAUUUCUUAAUGGUCAAGUUGAUUUUGGUAGUUUCUUCGACCAUUUCGCAUCAUGGGAACCGAGAUUCAACGAUCCAAAUGUCUUCUUCUGCACAUAUGAAGAGAUGAUUUGUGAUAUCAAGGACAUUGUUCUACGACUUGCCAUGUUCUUGGAUGUCAAAUUGGGCGAUAAUCUUUUGGAAAAAGUUAUUCAACAUAGUUCAUUUAAAUCUAUGAGAAAAGACGAAAAGGUUUUCACUGGAGAAAGUCCCAAAGAUACUUUUCGAUUUAUUAGGAAAGGUGAAAUAGGUGAUUGGCAUAACUAUUUCAACGAAGAACAAUCAAGACUUAUCGACAUGAAAGUGAAGCAAUAUCCAUUGAUGAAAAAGUUGUGGGCAAAAUAUAUCUAA